AUGGAGUUUGCCUUCUGCUUCGAGGACUCGGUAUUCUCGGAGAGCAGGGACCGGAGUGCGGGGAGAGAUGUGUCCUAUACGGCAAAGCAAUGUGGUACCCCCAGUGGUUCAGUGAAGACAUGAAAGGUGAUGACCCCACUGAUGAGCAUACAGUGCUGAAAUUCCGGGCAGACUGGUCAUACAGACAGAAAAACUUUCUGAAAGCAUUUGAGGAGUACAGAAGCUGCUAUGAGCUUUUACCUAUUGCCAAUAAUGCAAUGAGAAGGGAUGUGCAGGAAAGCCAGUCACGCUGCUUAAUCCACCUGGGGAGAUUUCCAGAAGCCCUAGAGAUUGCACAAGCCCUGAUGAAAUGUGUUAACAACACAGAUCACUUGACAGGUGUAUUGAAUCUCCAAGUCGCCAUUCACAACCAUCUGGGGAAUUUGGAGGAUGUGGUUUCUUGUUUGCAACAGUUGGUCAUCUUGCACGCAUUCAAUCCACAUUUCUGGAUAUCCCUGGCUGAAUCAUACAGAUGUCUAUCAUUUGCUGCCUCCCACUGUAGAAAUGCAUCAAUUCCUUUCAGUGAGCCUUCAGUGAGAGAACAUUUGUGUGUCAACAAUUCCAUUAGAACUGUGGACACUGCUAACAGGAUACAGAGACAUUGUAGUAAAAAUGACACAUGUACUUCUGUAUUAGAAUGCUGCAGGAUUGGCACACCGCUGUGGAUCUGGGCAUGUGCAUCCUUUAUCAGAGCAAGAAUUCUCCUACAUUUUAUCCAACCCCAGCAUGUUUCCUUUGCAUUGGACCAUAAUCUAAGGACUCAAGGUUAUAUAGAGGAGCAGUUAAAUCAGAUGGGUUUAACAGAAGAACCUAAAACGUUAAUGACAAAUGUUAUGACUGAAGAUUUUUUAGCGGAAAGAAUACAAGAGGAGGGACAGAUUGAUACAAAAAGUACUCAGGCGCUGAACACUUUCACAAUGCCAACUGAUACAGAGUUCAAAGAUAGGUGGUUUAAAAAAAUUCAGACUCUGCUUUCGGUCCAUAGAUAG
Molecule: messenger RNA, 1028 nt
Organism: Staurois parvus
Lineage: Eukaryota; Metazoa; Chordata; Amphibia; Anura; Ranidae
Source: the annotation of a GenBank genome assembly